This is a messenger RNA of Meloidogyne enterolobii, 866 nucleotides long. The record is from the annotation of a GenBank genome assembly. Lineage: Eukaryota; Metazoa; Nematoda; Chromadorea; Rhabditida; Meloidogynidae.
ACUUUAAAACUCCUUAUAAAAUUAAAAAUUUAGGGCUUUUUAUCAUCCAAAUAUUAUGCUUGAUUGCUGCAUUCUUUCUUCUAUUUACUUCCAUCAUGAUGAUAUACGGGGUUCAUACGUGGUCUCGUUUCCUCCUUGUCCCAUGGAUGGUUACAAUGUGUGCCUCAAUACUUACAUCCCUUGCAUAUUGCAUUAUGUGGUGGGCUGGGGAUGUCAGAGAUUAUUGGUUAAUGUUGACAAUAAUAGAAAUGUUUGGGGUUUUCUUAAAUAUUUAUUGUUUUGUUGUUGUCGUUGCUUUUCAUCAGCGAAUGCAAGCAGAACUUGAAUAUUAUGCCAGAAGAAGAAAAUACCAACGAUUUCAUAGGGAACGAGAAAUACCUCAACGGAUUGAUCAAGGCAAUUUUGUUGAUCCUGAUAAAAGAAUCGAUUUACCACAAGUACAACAAGGACAGAGACGAUUUGGAGGAAUUCAGCGACCUCCUGCCAGCCAAUUCCCUGCAAUCUCUCCUCCCGGACAACAACCUCCUUUGAGGCAUACUAAAUCCAUUCCUCCACCUCAUACAAUUCCUGUACCACCUUUACCAUCAACAGAACAAAUAAUGCCACAACAACUACCAAAACAACCAUUUUACAAGCAAAAAACCCCAAUGGAGAGAUUCGUUCAGGAAGCCUCAGCUCCACCAACACAAUAUCGUGACAGUUUCUCUCCUCCCUUUGAUGUACCAAGAUCAAGAUCUGCAAUUGAUCGGCCUUUCCACCGACAUGCUGAUGAAUUUUAUAGGGAAACACCGAACAGAUUUCGGAGGGCUAAUUCUUCACAUCGAUAUAGGUUAAUUUUUAUUCAUUUAAUCUAUGGAUGGGACUAA